Emiliania huxleyi CCMP1516 is the source of this 1460-nucleotide messenger RNA. RefSeq lists its product as hypothetical. The annotation marks the transcript as partial. Gene Ontology annotation, molecular function: cysteine-type deubiquitinase activity; protein binding. Gene Ontology annotation, biological process: protein deubiquitination. The record is from RefSeq and is a predicted model, not a curated record. Lineage: Eukaryota; Haptophyta; Isochrysidales; Noelaerhabdaceae. Gene Ontology annotation, cellular component: nucleus. The transcript is spliced from 8 exons.
CCAUGCCAGACUCAGCUGUUGGAGAUCUACUGGGGCUCGCAUCGCCGGACGCGCCGGCGCCGGUUGCGACUGAGGAGAGCGUCAAGCCGGAAAGAAGCGCGACCGUUCGCUACCUAUACCACGAGCCGCAGCUGUCUUCGCUUUGCGGUGUGCAUGCGCUCAACAAUCUGCUGCAGGGUCCAUACUUCGGGGCUGGCGACCUCGGUGAAAUUGCGGCACGCGUCGAGACUCGAGAGCGCGAGAUCCUCCACGACGCGGCGCUGGCAGAGCGCUCCGCCUCGAGUGGCCAUGUGGACGCGAACUUUGGCGACUUCUCGAUCGAAGUGUUGUCGGCGGCCCUCGAGGGUCACGGGCUGCGGCUGCUCAACAUUGCCUCGUCCGAGGUGGUGGUCCAGAUCGCCUCCUCCCCCGAGCACGAGGAGGGCUAUCUCUGCCACCGAGGCUCGCACUGGUUUGCGCUGCGCAGCAUUGUCGGCCUUUGGUUCAACGUCGACUCGCGGCUGGAGCGUCCUCGCCUGCUCUCGGACCAGGAGCUCUGCGACGGCGUCCGGAGCCUCCGCGACGGCGGCCACACGGUCUUUGCGGUGCGGGCGGCGCCGGUUCUUGACGUGCUGGCCGACGACGCACAGCGGGUCGAGGGCAGCGAGCCGGCCCGAGCGGGCGCGCUGCCGCUGCCUUCUCAGCCGCACGGCGGCGCCGGGCUGGAGACGGUGUGGCACCCUCUGGAGUACGUCGUCGCGGCGGCCGGCACCGACGGGGCCGUUCUUGCCGGCAGUACCCUACCAAGCCCGCUCCCCAACUCCGACCCCGAGACGCUGGCGGCGGCGGAGGCCGCGGCGAUCGCCGCUUCGGAGGAGAAUGCGGGCGAGCAGGCCGACUUGGAGAUGGCGCUGGCGCUGGCCCACGCUGAUGCGGAGGAGGCUGCGGCGGUGGCGGCGGCGGCCGAGGCGGCCGCCGCGGCUGCUGCGGAGGAGGCGGAGGCGAGGAGUGUGGCCGGUCGCUCCCGCGCACUCCUCUCGAGCAUCGGGGCCGCGAUCUCGACGCGAUCUCGACGUGGCGUGCCGCCGCCUCCGCCUCCGCCUCCGCCGCUGCCGAGAGGGUGGGAGACGCACCUGGCGCCCGACGGGCAGCGGUACUACCACCACCGCCCGAGCGGCACGACGACAUGGCAGCGACCGCUCGACAUGGGCGGCGGCCUCGGCGGCGGCGGCGGCGGCGGCGGCGGCGGCGGCGGCUUCGGCGCGGCUUCGUCGAGGCUCGACCCGCGCCGCGGGGGCGCGGCCACGGAUGCGGACGCAGCGCUCGCUUGGGCGAUGCAGCAGUCCCUUCAAAGCGCCGGCGUGGGUCCAGCGCCGCCGGCGCGUGCCCCCGCCGACGCCGGGGCGCCGACGGCCACGGCGCGGCCGCCGCCUGCCGCUGCGCCGCUACCGUCGCCACUCAUUGACUUGGACAUGGACUGA